Molecule: messenger RNA, 886 nt
Organism: Poeciliopsis prolifica (blackstripe livebearer)
Lineage: Eukaryota; Metazoa; Chordata; Actinopteri; Cyprinodontiformes; Poeciliidae
Gene: ebi3
Product: Epstein-Barr virus induced 3
Exons: 6
Coding region: 13-747 (244 amino acids)
Biological process (GO): cytokine-mediated signaling pathway
Cellular component (GO): membrane; external side of plasma membrane
Molecular function (GO): protein binding; cytokine receptor activity
Source: RefSeq, a predicted model, not a curated record
AAAACUGUGGAUAUGUUGAUGGCUGGGACUGUGUGUGUCGCAACUAUCAUCCUCAUUUUUGGUGCUGGGAGUCAAGCUCUGGAUCUCCUCAAAGCAUCUUCCGUUUCAGGAGAUUCUCCCUUCACUCCCGAAGUGCACUGCUGGUGUUCCAGCUACCCCAACAUGACGUUUUGCUCCUGGCCGGAAGCAAAACGUCCAACGCAGUACAUCGCCACCUACAGCGAGCGAGACGGUGACUCUGACCCAAAGACGUGCCACCUGGACCCACCCGGCUCUUCACCCUCCGCUCUGACCACAGAACCUCUGCAGCUCUGGCACUGUCACUUGCCCAACCUGAAACUUCUCACUGAAUACAUUCUCAACAUCACAGCGGUUCAUUCCGGGGGAAGCAGCUUUCAUCUCACAAGUUUCAUGCUGGAGGACAUUGUGAAACCAGAUCCUCCUGUCGAUGUCCGGGUUUCCCCUCUCACUACCAAAAACCUGCUGGUGGAGUGGUCUCCUCCUCCCACCUGGACGAGCACGGACAUCUUCCCUCUGAAGUACCAGAUACUGUACCAGUGGGAAAUCAGGGGCAGCCCAAAGUUUAUCAACCUGGGUCCGUUUGAGAACACCAAGGCCGAGCUGAAGGGGCUGAUCCCAGGCAGGACCUACCAGUUCCAGGUGUGCGCUAAGGAAAUCCUGGGCCUGGGGCAGUGCAGCGACUGGAGUUCCCCUAUAAAAAUCACAACACCGACAACAAAACUAUAGGAACUUUCCCUGGCUUUCAUUUUCAUGCAGGCAGAUUGCUGCAAACUGACAUGCAAGAAAAUAUUCUGUUCUUUAUUUAUGACCAGAGCUGUAGAAACAACGCAACUGAGAGUUGUUGAUGUUCCGUUUUAUUUAUGCU